Molecule: messenger RNA, 252 nt
Organism: Lottia gigantea (owl limpet)
Lineage: Eukaryota; Metazoa; Mollusca; Gastropoda; Lottiidae
Exons: 1
Biological process (GO): regulation of transcription by RNA polymerase II; anterior/posterior pattern specification
Cellular component (GO): nucleus
Molecular function (GO): RNA polymerase II cis-regulatory region sequence-specific DNA binding; DNA-binding transcription factor activity, RNA polymerase II-specific
Source: RefSeq, a predicted model, not a curated record
GUUCUAUUUUCAGCUGAUGUCCACUUUGAGCAAAAAAGGACGAGGCAAACAUACACCAGAUACCAAACAUUAGAAUUAGAAAAAGAGUUUCAUUUUAACCGUUAUCUUACUAGAAGACGAAGAAUUGAAGUGGCUCAUAUGCUUGGUUUAACAGAACGACAAAUAAAAAUUUGGUUUCAAAAUCGGAGAAUGAAAUGGAAAAAGGAAAAUAAUGUUUCUAAGCUAACCGGCCCUGACAAGAGUUUAAAAGAC